Drosophila innubila is the source of this 777-nucleotide messenger RNA. Its product is annotated as protein OPI10 homolog. The coding region runs from base 96 to 686 and encodes 196 amino acids. NCBI's taxonomy places the organism in Eukaryota, Metazoa, Arthropoda, Insecta, Diptera, Drosophilidae. Gene Ontology annotation, molecular function: nuclear import signal receptor activity; Hsp70 protein binding. Gene Ontology annotation, biological process: protein import into nucleus. The transcript is spliced from 3 exons. Gene Ontology annotation, cellular component: cytosol; nucleus. The record is from RefSeq and is a predicted model, not a curated record.
AAAUAUCAGAAUGUUUUUUACAAUGUCAACGUUCCACUGUGAAUGUCAACAGUUUUAUUUAUUCUAGAAAAUACUCCUCAAACCGGUAAUAAAUAAUGUUUGCGUUAUUAAGUUCAGGAAGAUUGCCACAAACGGACUUCGUAGCUGUAGAUGAAAACAAGCUGCUGAUAAACGUGCCGGAUAUAGAGGGAGUCAAUUUUGUUGUGAUCUUCUUAACUGGCAUCUCGCCCCUUCCUCUGGGCACCGCAGCAGCUAUAUACUUCAGCUGGCCGGAUGCUAAUGCAGCGCCCACAUGGCAAUACCUUGGCCAUAUUAACAACAACAAGCCGUCGGCAAUAUUUAAAAUAGCGCAGCUCAAGAAAAGUCAUGAACUGGAGGCGCAUGCAAAUGGCAUGGUUUUUGGCGCCCAGGAGAUCUCUCACAUAGCACAAAUUGGCAUAUCCAUUGAACCGGAGUUGACGGUUGCACAACAAACUCCGGCAGUGUCCAACGCCAACGACAACAAACAAUUCGGCCAGCGCAUGUUGGAGAGUUUUUUCAAUUAUGCUUCCAGCUUCUGCGUGAGCGUGCCUGAAAUACCUCCCGCCUCGACUGAAACAUACGUGCCUUUUGCGGUGGUGCAGAAUUGGUACACUAACUUUCAGCGGCGAAUGGAGCAGAAUCCAAAUUAUUGGAAACAAUGUUAAAUCUAUUUACUUAAUUGAAUAGUAAGCAAAACUUAUUUUUUAAGUACAUUUGUAUGUUAUUAGCAUUUAUUAAACAUUUUUUAUAAUUUUA